AAUAAUUGAAGCUACAGCCCAGUUGUCUGGACCAAAAAAAUUCAGCGAACAUAUAGGCUCGCUAAUGUUAUUUAGAGCUCAUCAAUCAAAAACAGGUGGAAAACUCAAGCUGCUGAGUGGAACAUUGCCAUCCAGGCAAUUGCUACAUGAUCGAUACCCAAGCAUCUAUGCUGAUAAUCUUUGCCCCAGGUGCCUUACAGCAGUAGAAAUCCAGAGUUACAUUUUUAAUUGCUAUAAAAACAUUGCAGCAUACAACAAAAUAGAAAACAAGAUAAGAACAAGUCUAAUAAAGCUUGUUAGGAAAAACAACAAUAAAAAGUUCUUAACAGAAAUCGAAAGAAGAACACAAAAACUAUACUUUGGCCAAAAAUCCAACCUAGACAAACUUGCAAGCGGAAUGCUAAGCAUAGACAUACAACUACCUGUCACCAGUGGCAAACAAAAUACUAACCCUACUAUACUCACAAAUAUAGAUUCCAAGAUCAGCAACAGCUAA
Molecule: messenger RNA, 496 nt
Organism: Acaulospora morrowiae
Lineage: Eukaryota; Fungi; Glomeromycota; Glomeromycetes; Diversisporales; Acaulosporaceae
Source: the annotation of a GenBank genome assembly